This is a messenger RNA of Daldinia caldariorum, 3001 nucleotides long. RefSeq lists its product as uncharacterized. The coding region runs from base 303 to 2843 and encodes 846 amino acids. The record is from RefSeq and is a predicted model, not a curated record. Gene Ontology annotation, cellular component: fungal-type vacuole membrane. The transcript has 3 exons. Lineage: Eukaryota; Fungi; Ascomycota; Sordariomycetes; Xylariales; Hypoxylaceae.
CAAGUUGUCAGGGUGCAUGUGUUCAGUUGAUGACGACCCACGACUUGCGCCACGCCUUCCUAUGUUAUAUCCAUCCAUAACCUUAUUCAACCUUUAAUGCUCAUUAACAUUCCUUAGUACAUCUAUUAACUGUACUCAUUACAAUUCAUCAUAAUUCUUAUUUCAUCAGAUCUCAAACUUUUCACUACCUAUUUCUAGGUUCGACGAUGCCUACAUCAUCCUGCUAGUUGGUAGUUCUUCAUUAUCCGCAAUUGAUCUAUCAUUUAGAAAGCGAUCCAUUUAAUCUCGUUUAAAUCGUCGUCAUGUCGGAAGACGAAGCAUCGCCGUUGCUUUCGGCCGCGUCAAAGGGGAAAUCAAGGGUUCGCAAUCAACCUGAUUCCAGCGAGUCGACCCCCCUCCUCUCGAGCUCCUCAGCAACGCCACGUUACGAUGGAGAAGAAGAUGAGCAUGAUGGAGACAAUAACGAUUCGAGUCCAGCCCAGCCCACCGAUACGUCCCCCGCUUCCAGUUCGACUAAGAAUUCUAGGAGAUGGGCAUCGUUUAUUGCCAUGUUUAUAUUGGCGGGGAGCAUUAUCGCGAUCAUUGUUCUUGCAUUUGUCGUUCCUCAAGCCGUGCAAGAGUAUGCUCAGCAAGCCGCCGUUAUUGAACCCACCAAUCUCACCCUCGAAUCCAUUACCAAGGACGGUGUUCGGGCUCGGGUGCAGGCCAAUUUUCAUCUAGAUGGCUCUAGAGUUAGUAGUGAUCACGUACGAAGAGUAGGAAGAGCCGUUACGUGGGUCGCAGCUCAACUUGAAAGCGAGCAGACAAGGGUCGAUGUGCGCAUUCCGAAAUAUAACAACGUGCUAUUGGGAAGCGCAAUCGUUCCGCCUCUAUUGAUCAACUUGCGGGAGGGUGACGUAACAAAGUUUGACAUCGUCACGGAUAUAAUACCAGGCGACCCGGAAGGCAUUCGCAUAAUUGCGAACGAAUUGUUCGAAGGCAGAUUGGACAAGCUGCGCCUGAACGGACAGGCUGAUCUUAGUCUCAAAUCUGGAAUUGUUCCUCUGGGGACGCAUGCCAUCUCGGAAUCGAUUGUAUUUGAAGCUAACAAGGUUCCCGCGGUACCCAAAUAUAACAUUACUCGUUUUAAAGUCGAUGAUGGCCCGAUGAAGGGGUCUAUGCUUGCCGAUGUAUCCUUGACCGCGUUCAACGAAUAUCCAGUUGGGCUUAAUAUUCCCGAGCUCGCUUUUGAUAUCUUAGUACCCGGUUGCGCUAGUUCAGAUCCCUUCAUCCUAGUAGCAGAAGCGGCAACAAGCGAGGUUCGUUUGGAACCACGAUCUGAUGUCGUUGUUGACGUUAAAGGAGUUAUUCGCGAAUUACCUGAUUCUUUAACCCACGUUUGCCCCGAUUCUACUUCCUCACCUUUGGAUAAAAUUCUUCGACAGUAUAUGCAUGGCGAUCCUGCUACAUUAUUCGUCCGUGGGAGCCGUCAUCCGGAUGGGGACACGCCGAAGUGGGUUGCAGAUAUACUAUCUAGCGUAACAGUACCUGUCCCGUUUCCUGGGCGUACCUUAGACGGUCUACUGAGGAAUUUUUCCUUAACUGAUGUUAACUUUGCUCUACCUGACCCCGACGCUCCAGACUCUAACCCGACGGUUUCGGGGACUAUUUUAGUUACCGCAAGCAUCCCUUCCGAAAUGAACUUUGGUAUAAAUGUGACAAACGUGCGUGCUACGGCGGAUGUGCUUUACAAGUCGCAUAAAAUGGGAGAAUUAAAUCUGCGAGAAUGGCAGCAUGCGAAUUCUACUAGGGUCGAAGGCAAAGGAGACGAAGGGCCUAUGCUCAAAAUCCAGUCCCGCGUCGUCGACGCGCCCCUUAACAUUACCGAUAGCGCGGUCUUCGCGGAAGUGAUCAGUGCGUUAUUAUUUGGCACUGAGCCGGUCCGUCUACAUGUUGACGCUCUGGUCGAUAUCAGAGUGCAAACCACGCUAGGAGACCUGGUUUUAAAGGAGGUUCCUGCGGAGGGCAAAAUUCCAGUAAAACCCCUUCCUAAGGGUGCCAUCGGCAGUAUCGAACCCAAGGUCGGAUCCCUCAGGAUUUUGGACACGACAUCAGACUCGAUAACGUUGCAAGCCUUGAUCAAUGUUACCAAUCCUACGCUUUAUACAGCUCAUGUGCCAUAUGUGAACAUUCACGUUCUGAGCAAUGAUUCUAUUAUCGGAAGCGCUACAGUAGAGAAUCUAAGUAUUGACAAAGGUCCCAACUCCGAUAUACUUGUCACCGCAAAAUGGAAUCCACCAAUGGGUGGCGCCCACGGUCGAAAAGUCGGGCGGGAACUAAUAUCGCAGUACUUGUCGGGCUGGAAUACGAGCAUUACUGUAAAACCGCAUCGAAACAGCAUUCCAGGCCAGCCCAUCUUAUGCGAAGCCUUAUCGAAAUUUAACAUGACACUUGCCGCCCCGAAGCUAAAUUUACCUGGAGAUACCGCCGAAGAAAAAUCUCACUUUAUACGAGACGCGACUUUCCACUUCUUUUCGUCAACAGCCACAUUUACUCUUGUAUCACCGCUACAGUACAACACGUUAUACCUAGAUUUUGUCAACGCCACGGCGCUAUAUAACCACACCGAGCCGAUAGGACAGAUCGUGUAUGAUUUGCCGUUUUCGGCACCACCUGGCAAGUCCCAAACGCCGAAACUACCAGUUGCAUGGUCCCUAGACUCGGUUGGCUACGACGCCGUAAGGAAAGCGAUUGGCGGUAAACUGAAACUAGACGCACACGCCACCGUAGAGAUGCGACUGGGGAACUGGAGGGAAUCGUUGUGGUACCAAGGUAAAGGGAUUGGUGCGAGUAUACAACUAUGAUGCUUUUUAAUGAAUACGGGCUGGCGUUCUUAGGGAGUUAGGAAGCGUUAAUAUGGGAACUUGAACGGGGAAGGCGGAAUUAACUACUACUUGAUUAUGAAGACACAGGACACAGGAUGAGAGUGAUAGAUCUAAUAUAUAUCAUAUGAGCCUCCUGA